AGGCGGCGGCGGAAGUCGGCGGCGGCGGCCUCUGGGUGAGGCCCGGCUGCGCCCCCGCCCCUCGCCCCCACCCCGCGCUUGCCGUGGAGCCGCCUCCCCGCCGCCCCCUCCUCUCGCGGCCCUGCUUCGACUAGGCCUCCAGCCCUACUGGCCGGAACGACGGACAGACAGACGCUAAAAUCAGACGCUGCACCGCUGCCGCCUCCUGACUCCCCGUCCAGCCCUUCCCCUGCGUGGCCGUCGCGGUCUGGCCAGCCAGGUUGUUGACAGCAGAAGCCACUGAAUUCUGAAUCCUGGAACUUACUUUCAAGAACUUGAAACAAAGGACUUCUUUCUAAUUUGGGUAUGGCUAAUCGCGGAGCAACAAGACCCAAUGGGCCAAAUGCUGGAAAUAAAAUUUGCCAAUUCAAAUUAGUACUUCUAGGAGAGUCUGCAGUUGGUAAAUCAAGUUUGGUCCUUCGUUUUGUAAAAGGGCAGUUUCACGAGUUUCAAGAAAGUACAAUUGGAGCUGCUUUUCUAACCCAAACUGUGUGUCUUGACGAUACAACGGUAAAAUUUGAAAUUUGGGAUACAGCUGGGCAAGAGCGGUAUCACAGUUUAGCACCUAUGUACUACAGAGGAGCGCAAGCAGCUAUAGUUGUAUACGACAUUACAAAUGAGGAGUCCUUUGCCAGAGCAAAAAACUGGGUCAAAGAACUUCAGCGUCAAGCAAGUCCCAACAUUGUAAUAGCUUUAGCAGGAAACAAAGCUGAUCUAGCUAACAAAAGAGCUGUGGAUUUCCAGGAAGCACAAGCUUAUGCAGAUGACAACAGUUUAUUGUUCAUGGAAACAUCUGCCAAAACAUCUAUGAACGUAAAUGAAAUAUUUAUGGCAAUUGCAAAAAAAUUGCCAAAGAAUGAACCACAGAAUACAGGAGCUAACUCUGCCAGAGGAAGAGGAGUAGACCUUACUGAACCUACACAACCACCCAAGAGUCAAUGUUGUAGUAACUAAAACAUCAAUUGCUUUAAACUGUUCUGAAUAUUCUUCUGCUUCCUAACUGUUAAUAACCAUGGAAUUGGAGUGCUUAACCUGGCCCAGUACAGCUUCCAAACAGCGAAGAGACUUACAAUAAUAGUCAAGUUUAUGAUACAGAAUUUCCUUUUGACCUAAAAUUUUAACAUGCAUGUAUCCACCGCUGUCUGUAAUGUUUCAGCAUAGAGGAGUGAUGGAAGCGGAAUAAACUUCCUUCAGUUGAAAGGUUUUAAAAAUUGCUUUCCAUUAGGGAUAUAGAAGACCUACUUUCCAUGGACCUAAUUGGCCAGUUCCUGUUGCUUCAAUACUGAUUACUGUUACGAUGAAUAGAAUUUGAACUUUUCAUAAUUCUCAAUUGUGCUUUAGAAGAGUUUUAGAAACAGGGUCUAAAAAUUAAACUCAUUCACAGUAUUGAUGCAACCAGUUGUUUCUGCAGGUAUCUACUGUUUAGUUAUACAUUCCAUAGUUUAAUAAUUUAAUCCCAAGUACUACUUGCAUUAACAAUUUUAAGAACCCUAUGCUUGCAGGAAAGUGGAUUUUUAGUUGGUACACUGUAUGUAAAUUAUAUCAACCCAUUUAGUUGUCUAAAGAGAAUAGGAUAAAUCAAGUUUAACUUCAUUUCUAAUCUGUUCAGAAGGUACAAACCAGUAAAUUCAUCUUUACAAUAUAGGAUAUUUUUCCUUUUUACAAACUGUAAGAGCUCUUCAAGUAAAACCACAACAAACUUGGUGUCUGUGACUUUUUUCUUGGUUUUGAUCAUUGCUGGCCAUUACAGUUUAUUUUUCCCCUGAGGAAAAAAAAAAUAGCGCACUAACAAUUAUGGACAUUCAACUUGAUUUUAAAUUUGGAUAUUAAUGUACUGUAAAUAGGUACUCUGCAUUGUAGUCUACAUUUGUUUAAUACUUUCUGUAAUAUUUAAGAGUUGCUUGAAGGUAUACAGAAUGUACAGUUACUUAAAGCUAACUUUUUUCCUCUCUAAUCAAAGGGGGUUCUAAGUUCUUCCUUUAUGGCUAGAACAGUAAUAAAUGAUGCUCCUGUAUCUGUAA
Molecule: messenger RNA, 2060 nt
Organism: Phasianus colchicus (ring-necked pheasant)
Lineage: Eukaryota; Metazoa; Chordata; Aves; Galliformes; Phasianidae
Gene: RAB5A
Product: RAB5A, member RAS oncogene family
Molecular function (GO): GTPase activity; GTP binding
Source: RefSeq, a predicted model, not a curated record